Messenger RNA from Phragmites australis (common reed), 1309 nucleotides. Its product is annotated as probable esterase D14L. Lineage: Eukaryota; Viridiplantae; Streptophyta; Magnoliopsida; Poales; Poaceae. Gene Ontology annotation, biological process: response to karrikin. The record is from RefSeq and is a predicted model, not a curated record. Bases 251 to 1066 code for a protein of 271 amino acids. The transcript has 2 exons.
CGAUCCGUUGCGCCACCUGGCCACCAAACGUCCCCGGCUGUCGACCAAGAACCGAGAGUCUUCCCCUCUUCCCCUCCCCGACCGCAACCGACAGGGCAGAUUCCGAUCCACGCCCUCCGCCUUAAAACGCCCACCAUUCAUCCGUUUCCCACUGUCCGUCUGCCUCCCCGUCUCUGACCUCCUCUCCCCUCUCUCCCCUCCCCUCCCCGUGAGCUCGAACAAGAGAGGCCGACCAUUUCCAAAACAAUCCAUGGGGAUCGUGGAGGAGGCGCACAACUUGCGGGUAGUGGGCGACGGGAAGCGCGGGGUGAUCGUGCUGGCUCACGGGUUCGGCACAGACCAGUCCGUGUGGAAGCACCUGGUGCCGCACCUCGUCACCGACUACCGCGUUGUGCUGUUCGACACCAUGGGCGCCGGCCCCACCAACCCGGACUACUUCGACUUCGCGCGCUACGCCACGCUCGAGGGUUACGCGCUCGACCUCCUCGCCAUCCUCCAGGAGAUCGGCGUCGAGUCCUGCAUCUACGUCGGACACUCCGUCUCCGCCGUCAUCGGCGCGCUCGCCUCCAUCUCCAGGCCCGACCUCUUCACCAAGCUCGUGCUACUCUCCGCGUCCCCUAGGUACCUCAAUGAGGUGGACUACUAUGGAGGGUUUGAGCAAGACGAGCUUGAUGAGCUCUUUGAGGCGAUGCGAUCAAACUACAAGGCCUGGUGCUCAGGUUUUGCACCACUCUGUGUUGGAGGAGACAUGGAAUCAGUGGCAGUUCAGGAGUUUAGCCGGACACUCUUCAAUAUACGUCCAGACAUUGCACUUAGUGUUGCCCAGACGAUCUUCCAGAGCGAUGUGCGCAGCCUCCUCCCGCUCGUUAGUAUUCCAUGCCACAUUGUUCAGAGCACCAAGGAUCUCGCAGUGCCAGUUGUUGUCUCUGAGUACCUGCACAAGCACCUUGGUGGCGACUCAAUAGUCGAGGUGAUGCCCUCUGAAGGCCAUCUCCCCCAGCUUAGCUCUCCAGACAUCGUCAUCCCUGUCUUGCUCCGACAUAUUCAUUAUGACAUUGCAGUCUAGGUUGGGCAAUCGUUCUUCCAAGAAUAUGUGCAUUUGAAGGUAUCUAUUGCCAGUAUGUGUAUCUCACUUAAGUGUCAAUGUAGGAUCGCAUCUAUUGAUGGUUUAGUAAGAUUCCCAAGGUGUUAUAAAUUGUAGGCGGUGGAAAUUGUAGUAUAUAUGUCCAUGUAAUCCAUUGGCCGUCUAAUGUGCACUACUAUGUUCGAUGCUUUGAUAUCAUAAGUCCUUCAGACACUCUUAAUUUCA